ACCCACCUUUCUUCCACUCCCUUCUAGUGAUAACGCAGUCACUUCCUUGCAGGCCAGACUGCACAGCACUAUUCGUGUCGACUGCCCAGAGUCCACGAAUGCUGCCCUGCAUUUUCCACCGCCACUAAAUCCACCUGACCACACGUUCACAGCAAAGCAGCACAUCUGCAGACCAGCCCUGACAUCAGCCGCAUUCCUGCUUCUGCUCAGACAUGUCUCUGUACAGCUUUGGCCUGGAGCCGCUCUCGUGCCAUGCCUGGAACAAAGACAGAAGCCAGAUUGCCGUGAGUCCUAACAACAAUGUGGCCAUCAUCUAUGAGAAGAAAGGCAAAGAAUGGGUCAAGAUCCACGAGCUGACUGAGCACAGUGGACGAAUCACAGGCAUCGACUGGGCCCCGGAGUCCAACCGCAUUGUGACGUGCGCCUCCGACCGCAAUGCCUACGUGUGGACCCUGAAGGACGGAGCAUGGAAGCCGACGCUGGUCCUGGUGCGAAUCAACCGUGCGGCCACGUGCGUGAAGUGGUCCCCGCUGGAGAACAAGUUCGCCCUGGGCAGCGGCGCCAGGCUCAUCUCCGUCUGCUACUUCGAGAAGGAGAACGACUGGUGGCUGAGUAAGCACAUCAAGAAGCCCAUGCGUUCCACUGUCCUGAGUCUCACCUGGCAUCCCAACAACAUCCUACUGGCUGCUGGGUCUGCAGACCUUCACUGCAGGAUAUUCUCGGCCUACAUAAAGGACAUCGAGGAGAAGCCUGGACCAACCGCCUGGGGCGCUAAGAUGCCUUUCGGGGAGGUGCUGCUGGAGCAUAAGGACUGCGGUGGGUGGGUGCACAGCGUCUCCUUUUCCCCCAGCGGAGACCAGCUGGCCUGGGUGGCCCACAACAGCAGCAUCUCUGUGGCCGAUGCCACUCAGGGGAAGGAGGUCACCCAGCUGACCACUGACCGUCUGCCUCUGCUGAGCGUCCUCUAUGUCAACCCCACUGAGAUUGUUGCUGCGGGCCAUGACUGCUGCCCCUACCAGUACACAUAUAAAGGCCCGGGAUCUCUGGAGUUCGUGAAGAAACUGGACAUCCCCAAGCAGACCUCAAAGGGCAGCAUGUCGGCCAUGCAACACUUCCGCAACCUGGACAAGAAGGCCACUGACGAGGACACCAGCGACCUGAACACCCUCCACCAGAACAGCAUCACGCAGCUGUGCGUGGUAUCAGGCUCGAAAGACAAAGUGGAGAAGUACAGCAGCGUGGGACUGGACGGAGCCAUGGUGAUCUGGGAUUUCAAGCACUGAGACCAGACGAGCCGUCAGCCCUUGAGGAUUCAGAGGAUCAAGUCUCGUCGAGUCACUUGUGUCUUUGUGCGACUUGAAAAAUACUAUAAGCACACGCACACACAAAAAAAAAAAAUUAAAAUAAAAUAUAAACAGGUCAGUCGUAAA
Mugil cephalus (flathead mullet) is the source of this 1430-nucleotide messenger RNA. RefSeq lists its product as uncharacterized. NCBI's taxonomy places the organism in Eukaryota, Metazoa, Chordata, Actinopteri, Mugiliformes, Mugilidae. The transcript is spliced from 10 exons. Gene Ontology annotation, cellular component: actin cytoskeleton; Arp2/3 protein complex. The record is from RefSeq and is a predicted model, not a curated record. Gene Ontology annotation, biological process: Arp2/3 complex-mediated actin nucleation. The coding region runs from base 213 to 1283 and encodes 356 amino acids. Gene Ontology annotation, molecular function: actin filament binding.